UUUGAGUUCAUAAGAACAAAAACGGAAGUGGUGUUGGGAUAUAACAUUGAAAUCCAUCGUUAUAUGCUUACCUAAACAGCCAUGUUUCUAUUUCCUCAACUCUUUGUAUUCUGCUGUUUCUUUGUAGCGCUUGUCAUGGCGGAGUUUUCCCAUGGCCAGACCACACAAACCAAUGAUGUUCUUACUCAAGGCCAACCCCUAUCAAUUGGGUCUCAAUUAAUUUCAUCCACCGCCACUUUUGUGCUAGGAUUUUACAAUCCUCAAAGUUCUAAUUCCACUUACUUGGGAAUUUCCUACAACACAAAUGACCAGAAACCAAUCUGGAUAGCCAAUCGAAACUCCCCAUUUCCCAACAAUUCUGCGUCGAUCAUCCUCAUAAUCGACGUCAACGGCAGCUUGAAAAUCCAAAAUGGGAAUUAUUCCUUUUCACUUUUCAAUGGCGGACAACCAACCACCAGCAGCGCCAUAUUACAAGACGACGGCAACUUUGUACUACGAGAACUGAACAGAGAUGGGUCAGUAAAGCAGAUUCUGUGGCAGAGCUUUGAUCAUCCAACAGAUACACUGCUUCCCGGAAUGAAAAUUGGGAUCAAUCACAAAACUAACUCCACUUGGUCAUUAACAUCAUGGAGAAGCAAUGAAUAUCCGAAGCCAGGAGAUUUCAGACUGGGAAUGAAUCCAAACAAUACGUACGAGUUAAUGAUGUUUAUCAGAGAUGCUCUGCUUUGGAGGAGUGGGAACUGGAAAGACGGUUCGUUCGAAUUCUUGUCAUACUAUCAAGGAACGAUCAAUUUCAAUCGAGUUUCGAAUGAGAACGAAACGUAUUUCAUUUACUACAUCCCAAAACUCGAUCGAUAUUCUGUCCAUAGAGAUUCAUAUGAAUAUUCAUAUGAAUACCGAAACUCAGGGGAAUUUAUACUACCCCAAUUGAGAUUAGAAAAUGAUGGGGUUUUGACAAUCAACGAUCAAAAAUAUUUUCCUCUCGCUUGCCUCACCCCUCAAGAUGAAGUGGCUAAUUCUUGUGUGUGGAAAAAGCAGGACAAAAUACCGGAGUGCAGGAAUAAGUUGUCUUAUGACUACGGUCCGCUCUUUUCGGUGAUUAAUGGUUACAACUUGGAGAGGAUUAAUGGUUCUAGUUAUUACUACGAACGAAGUGGGAACUUCUCAAUGUUUGAUUGCCAAAGUAUUUGCAUUAAUGAUUGUGAUUGCAUCGCUUUUGCGAUUCCAGCGUACGAGAGUGAUUCCGGCUGUGAGUUUUGGAAGUCAGGUGCCGAGUUUAGUACAGAUCAGUACGACAGUUCACAAAUGAUUUGGUCACUGUACACAGAUAAUUACGAGAUUCAAAAUGGAAAAUGGAAGGUUUGGGUGCAAAUAACUGUGGCUCUAACCAUACCUGCAACUUUUCUCCUACUCUGUUUUAUUAUAUACGCCAAAUGGAGAACACAAAUAUUCAAAGCUAUCAGAAAAGUAAAGAAAGGUUUUCUUCGGGGGAUGGGAAUGAUAUCCGAAGGUUACAACAUUUUAAGAAUAAUGAUCAUACAAAUUAGAGAUGGAAAAAAGAACCCUGAAUUGCAAUUUUUUGACUUCGAAACCAUACUCUCUGCUACAAAUAGUUUUGGAGAUGACUGUAAGCUUGGACAAGGUGGUUUCGGACCUGUUUAUAAGGGAGUUAUGACAGAUGGGCAAGAAGUAGCGAUUAAAAGACUGUCAAAGAACUCAGGACAAGGAUUGGUUGAGUUUAAGAACGAAACUAUUUUGAUUGCUAAACUUCAACACACAAAUUUGGUUAGGCUUAUUGGUUGCUGUCUUCAUAAAGAAGAGAAAUUGUUGGUUUAUGAGUAUAUGCCCAACAAAAGCCUUGACUUUUUCCUCUUUGAUUCGGAAAAGAAGUUAAUACUUGAUUGGGAAAAACGUUUGCACGUCGUCCAAGGAAUAGUUCAAGGACUACUCUACCUUCACUACUACUCAAGAGUACGAAUAAUUCAUCGAGAUUUAAAAGUUAGCAACAUUUUACUCGAUGAUGAAAUGAAUGCAAAAAUAUCGGAUUUUGGUAUGGCUAGAGUCUUUAAGCCAUCAGACAACGAAGCAAACACAAGUCGGGUGGUUGGUACAUAUGGGUAUAUAUCACCAGAAUAUGCAAUGGAGGGUAUUUUCUCAAUAAAGUCCGACGUGUACAGUUUUGGAAUACUAUUGUUGGAGAUCAUAACAAGUCAAAAGAACUACAACAAUUAUGACUCAGAACGACCCCUCAACCUUAUAGGAUAUGCAUGGGAAUUGUGGGUGAAUGGGAGAGGAGAAGAGCUUAUUGACUUGGGUUUAUGCAAUUCCAAUGAUCAGAAAGCAAAGGCCCUAAGGUGCAUUCAUGUUAGUCUUUUAUGUGUCCAACAAAUCGCGGCGGAUAGGCCGACGAUGUUGGAUAUUUAUUUCAUGAUCAACAAUGAUUCCGCUCAACUUCCAUCUCCCAAACAACCUGCUUUUUUUGUUGCUCAAAACCCGAGUUCCUCCGAACGGGAAAUGGAAGAGGUGGAUAGUGAACUCACACGACCUAUAGAACCAACGCCGGAAAUUUGUUCGUUGAAUUCUAUGACACUCUCAACAAUGGUUGCUAGGACCAUGUUUCUAUUUCCUCAGCUCUUUGUAUUCUGCUGUUUCUUUGUAGCGUUUGUCAUGGCGGAGUUUUCCCAUGGCCAGACCACACAAACCAAUAAUGUUCUUACUCAAGGCCAACCCCUAUCAAUUGGGUCUCAACUAAUUUCAUCCACCGCCACUUUUAUUCUAGGAUUUUACAUUCCUCGACGUUCUAAUUCCACUUAUUUGGGAAUUUCCUACAACAGAAUUGACCAGCAACGACCGAUCUGGAUAGCCAAUCGAAACUCCCCAUUUCCCAUCAAUUUUGAUUCGAUGAGCCUUACAAUCGACUUGAAUGGCAGCUUGAAAAUCCGAAGUGGGAUUUAUUCCUUUUCUCUUUUUAAUGGCGGACAACCAACCACCAGCAGCGCCAUAUUACAAGACGACGGCAACUUUGUACUACGAGAGUUGAACAGAGAUGGGUCAGUAAAGCAGAUUGUUUGGCAGAGCUUUGAUCAUCCAACAGAUACUCUGGUUCCCGGAAUGAAAAUUGGGAUCAAUCACAAAACUAACUCCACUUGGUCAUUAAUAUCAUGGAGAAACUAUAAAUCUCCGAAGCCAGGAGGUCUGAGUCUGGGAAUGAAUCCGAACAAUACAUAUGAGUUAGUGAUGUUUGUCCGAGAUGCUCUGUUUUGGAGGAGUGGGAAUUGGAAAGAAAGUUCGUUCAAACACUUGGAAGAAAUCAGUUUCGGUCGAGUUUCGAAUGAGAACGAAACGUAUUUCGUUUAUUACAUCCCUGGAAAUUCAUGUCGUUACGGAAAGUCAGGGGAACUUAUACUACAGCAAAUAAGAUUAGAAAAUGAAGGGUCUUUGACAAUCAACGAUAAUCGAGAUGUUUUCAGUUGCCAAGAUGGGGUGGAUGAUGGUUGUGUGUGGAGAAAGCAGGACAUAAUACCGGAGUGCAGGUAUAAGUUCUAUAAUGGCCAUGGUUCGUUCGUUCGGUGGGAAAAUCGUUAUUACAAUGGGGAGAGGAUUAAUGGUUCUAAUUAUUACUACAAACUAAGUGGGAACUUAACCAAGUUUGAGUGCCAAGUUAUUUGCAUUAAAGAUUGUGAUUGCAUCGCUUUUGGGAUUCCAGCGUACGAAAGUGACUCCGGCUGUGAGUUUUGGAAGUCAGGUGCCAAGUUUAUUCGAGGGUACGACAGUUCACAACAGAUUUGGUCACUGGACACAUAUGUUUACGAGUUUCCAAACACAAAUAACCAGUCUCCAAAUGGAAAAUGGAAGGUUUGGGUGCAAAUAACUGUGGCUCUAACCAUACCUGCAACUUUUCUCCUACUCUGUUUUAUUAUAUUCGCCAAAUGGAGAACACAAAUAUUCAAAGCUAUCAGAAAAGCAAAGAAAGGUUUUCUUCGGGGGAUGGGAAUGAUAUCCGAAGGUUACAACAUUUUAAGAAAAACGAUCAUACAAAUUAGAGAUGGUAAAAAGAACCCUGAAUUGCAAUUUUUUGACUUCGAAACCAUACUCUCUGCUACAAAUAAUUUUGGAGAUGACUGUAAGCUUGGACAAGGUGGUUUCGGACCUGUUUAUAAGGGAGUUAUGACAGAUGGGCAAGAAGUAGCGAUUAAAAGACUGUCGAAGAACUCAGGACAAGGAUUGGUUGAGUUUAAGAACGAAACUAUUUUGAUUGCUAAACUUCAACACACAAAUUUGGUUAGGCUUAUUGGUUGCUGUCUUCAUAAAGAAGAGAAAUUGUUGGUUUAUGAGUAUAUGCCCAACAAAAGCCUUGACUUUUUCCUCUUUGAUUCGGAGAAGAAGUUAAUACUUGAUUGGGAAAAACGUUUGCACGUCGUCCAAGGAAUAGUUCAAGGACUACUCUACCUUCACUACUACUCAAGAGUACGAAUAAUUCAUCGAGAUUUAAAAGUUAGCAACAUUUUACUCGAUGAUGAAAUGAAUGCAAAAAUAUCGGAUUUUGGUAUGGCUAGGGUCUUUAAGCCAUCAGACAAUGAAGCAAUCACAAGUCGGGUGGUUGGUACAUAUGGGUAUAUAUCACCAGAAUAUGCAAUGGAGGGUAUUUUCUCAAUAAAGUCCGACGUGUACAGUUUUGGAAUAUUAUUGUUGGAGAUCAUAACAAGUCAAAAGAACUACAACAAUUAUGACUCAGAACGACCACUCAACCUCGUAGGAUAUGCAUGGGAAUUGUGGGUGAAUGGGAGAGGAGAAGAGCUUAUUGACUUGGGUUUAUGCAAUUCCGAUGAUCAAAAAGCAAAGGCCCUAAGGUGCAUUCAUGUUAGUCUUUUAUGUGUCCAACAAAUCGCGGCAGAUAGGCCGACGAUGUUGGAUAUUUAUUUCAUGAUCAACAAUGAUUUCGCUCAACUUCCAUCUCCCAAACAACCUGCUUUUUUUGUUGCUCAAAACCCGAGUUCCUCCGAAGGGGAAAUGGAAGAGGUGGAUAGUGAAACUCAUACGACCUAUAGAACAAACACCAGAAAUUUUUUCGUUGAAUUCUACGACACUGUCAAUGAUGGUUGCUAGGUGAAGCUCUCGAUCAUGCGUCUCAAAUCAACUUAAUAUUGUCACCUUAUAUCUAUCAUAAUAUAUAGUUCUAGCAGUGUUUUACCGUUAUUGUAUUGCAGGUAGUAAUUGGACGUGUAUCUCCCUUAUUUAAACCGUGAAUCUCAUUAAUUAGUUUGUAAUGCUCAACUUUUCUUCAAAGGUAUUAGAUUAAAUGUGUGGGUGGAAGAUUCAAUCUUCCAACUUAGAAGUUGAUAAUAUAUGUAUCAAUUGAGCUACCUUUUACAUUUGUUUGAGAAAA
Cucumis melo (muskmelon) is the source of this 5386-nucleotide messenger RNA. RefSeq lists its product as uncharacterized. Bases 82 to 5106 code for a protein of 1674 amino acids. NCBI's taxonomy places the organism in Eukaryota, Viridiplantae, Streptophyta, Magnoliopsida, Cucurbitales, Cucurbitaceae. Gene Ontology annotation, molecular function: protein kinase activity; ATP binding. The record is from RefSeq and is a predicted model, not a curated record. The transcript has 14 exons. Gene Ontology annotation, biological process: protein phosphorylation.